Messenger RNA from Topomyia yanbarensis, 951 nucleotides. RefSeq lists its product as uncharacterized. The transcript has a single exon. Gene Ontology annotation, biological process: nucleosome assembly. Gene Ontology annotation, molecular function: DNA binding. Bases 211 to 723 code for a protein of 170 amino acids. Gene Ontology annotation, cellular component: nucleosome. The record is from RefSeq and is a predicted model, not a curated record. Lineage: Eukaryota; Metazoa; Arthropoda; Insecta; Diptera; Culicidae.
UCUUCUCUUUUUUCUUCUUCUGGUAGCAAACCGGAGUAAAAAGGAGCAAAGAUUUUUUGCUCCUGUUUACUCCGGAGUGACUUCCGUGUACUGGAACAAACCUAAUAUUUAAUCCCUGGACGCCUGUUGGGUCAUCAUUUGACCAGUAUUACUACACCAGUUAGCAUAGUCGUUAAUAUAAACUGAGGACGUUAAGAACAUUUCGAUAGAAUGUCUUUGUUUGACGAGACUAGCUCGGAGGACGAGGUAGCUCAGCUUCCGAAAUUGAUCGAGGUUAGAGAUGAAGCGACAACCCCGCAGCCCUCUGGUAUCCACGAUGUCGACAAAAGCUUUCUAGAAAAGAUAGUAGAAGCACUACGUAAUUCACCUGCCGAUCCCGAGAAGGGAACGUCUAUCGUUCGUAUCAAGGCAUACCUCAAGGAAAAGUACCGUAUUCGCAAAGCGGAGAUGGGCAAGAUGCUGAAACCAGCCAUGGAGAAUGCCAUGCAAAGGAAGAUAGUAAUAAAAACGACGGGAAACGGGCUUCUGACUGGAUCUGUACGAUUGAAUUCAAACUACGCUGUAAAAAAGGAACAUUCUCACGCAACCCUUAAGCAGCAAGGAUAUCUAAGUGAUUCUGCAUUGAAUCAGGCCGUGGAAGUAGUUACCACUAGAAAGCGUAAAGCUACCGUGGAUACUGACAGGCCAAUGAAAAAGCGGUUAGUUAUCCAGCGGCUUGGUUAAUUUGUUAUAUGAUUCAAGUUGUCUCCAGAGCUCCGAGUUUAUUCGGAGUAUUUGCUAGUGAGGCAUUUGUUUACUGUUUAAUUAUAAUUGCUAUUUUUUGUUGAAUAUAGUAUACCCGUUAGAUUAUCUUGUUUCUACUACGAUUAUAUACAAUUGUACAAUUUAUGCGAUAGGUCAUCAAUGAAAAUAAAACACAUUCGGAAAACCGAGUUGAUUCUAAACAAUUAA